UUACGUACGAGCUUUGAAGUGGUGGCGGGUGGAGAAAUCAACACCAACGAAACAAAACAGAAAAGAAAAAUGCUUUCUUUUUUUUUUCAGCUGUAAUUCUUCAAAUAGAAAGUUCAUCAAUUUGAUAUUUGUAAACACAUUGGAAUAUAAAUACAUAGACAUUUAAAAAAAUAAUAAUAUAAUAUAUUGUUGAUAGCAAGUUGAAGCGGCGGAAACUAGCGGAAUUAGCCGAACGUUAGUUGGGUGAUGGCGUCGUUUGGUGGUGGUCCUUAUGAACGACCAACGCUAAAACUCCAUUGACACGGGAUCUCGGGAGAAAGCUGGUGUCAUGUCGUGACUAAUCUCACCACAUUCAUAUUACACGGAUUGCCAUCUUAAGGAUCAUAGCAGCAUCCAAGAUGGAUAUCGUUGAUCUGGAUAAAGUUUUAGAUGACUUUGAAGAAGAUGAAGAGAAAGCGUCUGCAUUGGUGCCAAGUUGUGAAAACAAGCUGAGUGGUUAUGAUCAGUACUUACCGACUCAGCCGGACAGUCAUUGGCAGUUGUACAGUAGAGGUUUUGGUUCUAUCAGUGGUUCUCACCAAAUAGUCGAUCAGCCUGCCUCCUCGGGCCCUACCAACAUUGCCUAUGAUAUGCCUUAUGAAGCUGCCCAUAAAUUUGACAUUGCAGAAGCUAAUUUUUCUGUCUUUCAAAAAGAAUGCAACCUUCAGACGCCAACUUCUGUUGUGUCCGUUCAUAAUGAACAAAAACUCAAUUUUCAGAAUGGUUUAAAUGCAAACAUUACGUCGUCUUCAAUAGAAAUAAGUAACGAGAAAUUUGAAAAUGGAAGUGAGGUGAAAGAGAAAACUAGUCAAGAUUUACAAGAUAAACGACCUUUUCAAGAAACUCAGCCCCUUGAACUUACAACUCCUCUUGAUGACAUUAUUAUAAAAACAGAGGCGUUUAUACCACGCCGUGUGAAUUUGAAUUUGGCAAAAAGCCGUGAAAAUGACCAGUCAUGUAUGAAAUCGGAAAUUGGUAAAAAAACCUCAGCUAAUGAUCUGGAUGCAAAGAAUGAAAUGUCUGUGGUAGAAGACUCUGUUGAAUGUGUUGCUAUUUGUGAUAAACAAUGUCUAGAGAAUGCUUCUGUAACAAGCAGCCAAACAGACACUGUUACUGGUGUUAAAGACGACGGAUCCGUUGGUAGCAGUGUCUGGACUGCAUCCGACCGUAAUGAACUAUCAAACUCUCAGGAAGAACCCAUGUAUGAAAAUAACGAUAUUGUGAUAAGAAAAGUUGAGGAUAUGUCUGCAGUGUGCUUGAACAAUUUGUCUGAUUCCAUGCAGAACAGUCAAGAAAACCUGCCUGAUAUGGACAUAACUGAACCCAAUGCCUUGCCCAGUCAGAAUUUGAGUUAUGACAUAGAUGAUAACCCAACAGAUGAUUCCUCUCGGACCCUUGACACAAACGAUUGUGACAACUUGGUGCCAUUUACUAUUGGCAGUAGUGAAACAAACUUCCAAGAGGUUGUUGGCUUUGAUUCUAUAGAUAACGAAGACGAAGAUAUGGAAGAAUAUCUUGAAAAGUGCUGUUCAAGUGAACCAAUCCCUUUGUCUGUGAAUCCGUCUGGAGUAUUAGUUGAAGCUGAGUGUCAUGUGCAUUCUGAAAUGUCUGGCUCCCCUAUGGAGCUCCCUGAAGUACUUGGCAACGGUGUCCUACCUAAUGAGUCUGUAAUGUCAGAAAACUUGGAUAAACCUAUGGAUUUAUCAAGUGAUACUGCUGCUCAUAUAACAAAUGAGGAAUGGAAUUCUGUAGACAUUUCUAAAAGCAAUUCUGAUUUCCAAUCAGAGAACUUUGGACACGAUACUCUGUAUGUUGCUGAUUCAGAUUUACCUAAUAAUUCUGCAGAAAAUGGUUUUCCUUCUCCAACAUAUGUUAGUUCAGAAAGUUGUGAACCUAUUGAGAAUGGUUUCCCAAGUUCCCCUGUAGAAAAUGGUUUAAAUUCAUCAUUUACAGAAUGCCAUCAAUCUUCUACACUUGGCGCUCGACCUAAAGAACCCACUUUACCGAAAUUAGCACGGCCCAACAGCCUCUUAGGUUUGUCUAAAGUGUGUUUGGACACACCAUUCGCUGCUGCCACCGUUGCACACAUUUCAAGUCCUGUCUCUGAUGAAGACAAAUGUAAAGAUUCUGCAUCCAACGGCUUUCCUGAUGCCACAUCAGACACACCAGCGACAGGGAAUCAGAAAUCAAUAACUCAACAGCUAUUAAGUCCGCUUCAACACAAGUUGAACAAUAUGGACAUUAAACAACGCCUUGAAAAUGAUACUGAAAUCGAAAACAGUCCCAAAUCUCCUCAGCAUAACUGUGAUGUUGUUCAUUUAUUGCCUUGUGACAGUUUACAGAAAGAUGGCGCUGAAGAAAAUAUCAGCUCUGUAGAAGAGAAUAGUGAAAUUCGAGAAGACCAAAAAGAACUUGAUUUAAAUAAUCAACCAGAGACUUGUGUAGAUUCUAUACAUGUGUCUUCGACAGAGUCACAUUCUUCACUGUCAGACACAACCCUAUCACCAUCAGCUACAGUGUCAUCUGGGUCUGGAGCAGUACGACCCCAUUCUUGGAGCCCUUCAACCGGUGCUUCUGUUACUGCAUCUUCUUUGUUGAAAUCAAAGCGGCCUACCAGCCUAAAUUUGCCACAACGCAUCCGAGAAGUUAACACUCCAAAUGAUUGGUCAGGUGGAGUAAUGUCACAGACAUUUCCUAAUGACUCUGAUAAUUCUAGCAGUGGUUGGUGGAAUCAGAGUGGAAUUCAGCCAAUAUCAGAAGAAAAUGAAUCAGGGGUGGAGAAUGCUUCCCAAGAAUUGACGUCUUCCCCCACCACUUCACAGUCAAGUCUUAGCGGUGACGGCGGAGUAGAAAAUAGCGAGGAAGGAGAGUAUGACCGUUUCGAACAGAGUCAGUCACAGCAGUCAGAACCCAAACCACAGCAGCAGCAGCAACAACAGCAGCAACAGCAACAGCAGCAGCAACAGCUGCAGCUGCAGCUACACGACCAGGAAGUAUCAGAGGGGGAUAAGACGUCCCAUUCUCAGAUCGGUGCUGUUGCUCCUGUGUGGGUUCCAGAUGCAGAUGCCCCCAAUUGCAUGCAAUGUGAAGCCAAGUUUAGAUUCACAAAGCGCAGACAUCAUUGCAGGGCUUGUGGCAAAAGUAGAAGACACUGUGUGGGACUGAACCCACAAUCAUGUGGCUGGGAAGCAAACGUCUUACCACACAGCCACGCUUGUGCCUAUCUUAUUAAUUCUAUUCUAUUUAUUAUUUUUUUUUGCUGCUUUUUGUUCUAUUCCAUGCCAUUCUGUUUUGUUUUUCUCUCAGGAGAGCUGGCCCUUGAUAACCUUGUUAUAACCAAGUCUUGUUGUAAGGAAGACGUGAAAGCGGAGAACCGGUCUGGACGAAGUCCUAACCCUAAUAACCCCAGUGAGUACUGCUCCACCAUCCCACCAUUGCAACAAGCCAAUGCGCAUGUUCCAUUGCCGACCGUCAUGGUUCCAGUCGGUGUUCUCAAGAGAGAGGGAAGCCAGCGAAAGGGAGAGCCAAAACAAGUCAUAUUCUCAGAUGGUAUUCGACCUGGGGGUGAUCUAACUGAAGAAGCUGAUCACCCUCAAGAUUCCCGUUUACCCCCCAGGCGGACGGGACGAGUACAGAAGAAAGUAGAAAGGAUAACUCAGGGCAAUGAUCAAUCUAUAACUCCUCGCACACGCUGUUUGCGGUCAGCAAACAGCCCUCGAAAUAAAUGUCACAUCCCGGAAAAUGGAUUACCACCUGUUUUAUUGUCAAGUAGUGGGAAAGAUUAUGUGUUUGAUGAGAAUCCUGAUGUGGAGCAAAUUUUAACUAAAGUUAAAAGCGAUGAACAUGAACCUGUGAUAUUUUCAAUAAACAAUAACCUUUUUGUGAGUGUGAAAAUUGUACAGUUGGACUGUUGUGUAAAUCGGACCUGCUGGGCUUUCACUACUAAAGGCAUGUGUACAGUGGGGCAAGAUGAGAUAGUUAUUGUACUGGAAUGCUUUCAGGAUGAAAAAAUGAUUCCAAAAGAUAUAUUUUGGCAUUUUCAUACUGUUUAUGAAGAGGCUUAUAAAGGUAAUCCUGUAUCAGAUAUGGGUCACACAAUAUUCAACCAGAGUUUCCUGGGGAGCCGAGAUCAUGGUGGCUUCCUCUAUAUCAGACCAACCUUCCAGUGCCUACAGAAAAUAACUUUACCUAGUCCUCCUUAUCUUUUCGGUAUUCUUCUUCAGACUUGGGAAGCACCUUGGGCAAAAGUCUUCCCGAUUCGAUUACUUUUGAGGCUUGGUGCUGAAUAUAGAUAUUACCCCUGUCCCUUAAUCAGUGUCCGGAAUAGGAAGCCAGUGUUUUGUGAAAUUGGUCAUACAAUAAUGAAUCUCUUGGCUGACUUCCGCAACUACCAGUAUAUGUUACCUCAGAUUAAAGGGGUUACAAUACACAUGGAAGAUAAAAGGACUGUUAUUAACUUUCCUCGAAAUCGAUAUGAUGACUUAAUGAAAGUGGUAAUGAACAGUAACGAGCAUGUGAUGGCGUUGGCAGCUAACUUCAGUGCAGAGGCCGACUCACAUCUUGUAUGUAUUCAAAACGACGAUGGAAAUUACCAAACUCAAGCCAUCAACAUUCAGAACAAACCGAGGAAAGUGACAGGUGCUAGCUUUGUUGUUUUCAAUGGAGCUUUGAAGACGAGUUCUGGUUUAACAGCCAAGUCAUCAAUAGUAGAAGAUGGUUUAAUGGUUCAAAUUAGUCCAGAUUCUAUGGCUGCUCUGAAACAAUCUAUGAAGGAUAUGACGGCAUACACCAUUGGUUGUGGCAGUUUGGCUAACAGCAUUCCUGACGAAAUUGUUCUUGUACAUUGGGUAGAGGAUGACAAAAAUGUCAAUAUAGGGUUAUGUAGUGUCAUUGACAACAUGUCUUUGGACGGUGUGGAGAGUAUACACAUUCAUAACAGCCCUGAUUACAUUGGAGAAUGCAGAGCCAUCCGAUGGACGGAGGUCUUCUUGAUACAGAACGAGGAGUCAACUUCGUCACGUCUGGAGCCAGUUGACCUCAGCCGCUUGGCUGAAACACUUGCCCAAGCCUGCUGUAUUGCCCUCACGCCACAUUUAGACCGAUUGAAAGAGUCUUCCAUCUCUAAACUUGGUCUCCGAGUCAACAUCGAGUCAGAACGGGUUGGUUAUGAAAUUGGAUCAAAUGGUACCAAACUACCCGACUUCUACAUGAACGACCUUGAUAGUGAACUUAUUCCUGUGAUUCAUAAUGCCACUUCACACAGCCAAGAUGGACCUAUUAGCCUUGAAUUGAUUUUCCACAUCUUGGACUGACGACCUGCCACAGAAACUAUCAUUCUCUCAUCCAUCCAUAAUAUUUCUGAGAUCUUUGCCUCAACCGAGCUAUUCAACAUAGGUGCUGUUUUAAGACGAUAACACUUAACCUAUGCUCUCAGUUAUCCAAAGACAGCAACAGCAGCGACCAACCAAUUAAUCGGAGAGUUUCAACACACGAAAGAAUCACUCCUGUCCAAGAACAGCAACAUUGUAACAGUUCUUGCAUGUCUGCUUUUCUUCUCUUUAUCCCAAACAUCAACUAAACCAGUCACAUUUCUCUCAAUUAAGAAGAAUAGAUUUCAUCAUUGAUUUCACCUCUGUUUGCCACCAACCAGCUCUCUCUCUUGUUGGUUAAAGUUGUGUCAACUGACUCAUUCAUUGGUUUUUUUUUUUGUAUUCAUCAUGACCGUGUGUGUGUGUGCGUGCGUGCGUGUGCACGUGAGGAAUGACUGGUGUUUCUGCCUCAUGUUGGAGGGCCACCAAAUGACUGCUUUGUGAAUGUACCUUAACGUUUGUCACUCAAAGACAAUGACCAAGGAAACACUUUUAUUAUUGUUAUUCAUCACCAUCAUCAUUACCAUCAAAAUUAUAGUUAUUAUUAUUAUUAUUAUUAUUAUUAUUAUUGUUGUUGUUGUUGUUGUUGUUGUUUGUGUGUGCAUGUACAAGGGCAUGUGUAGAGACGGUUGUGUCUGUUGAUAUUUGACUGGAACCACUCCGAUAGCGUCUCAAGGGCUGAACUUGUUUCCAUUUCCUAAUAUUUUUGUAUUUAAAAAAAAAGAUUACAAAAAAAGAAUAAAAGAAAAUUAUUCACAAAUGCCUGCACAAAGACACAACAGACCUGGCGUACACUCACCGAACCACAGGCACUAAGACACACACAGCAAUACAAGAAUUCUGCAUUAAUAUUAUUAUUAUUAUUAUUAUUAUUAUUAUUAUUAUUAUUAUUAUUAUAUGUACGGUGGUGGAUUGGCAGGAUCAAUAGAGCAUUGGACCAAACGGCUGGCGAUAUUUGUUCCGGCUCUUUACAUUCUGAGUUCAAUUCCUGUUGAGGUCAACUUUACCCUUCAUCCUUUUGGAGAGGUCGAUAAAAUAAAGUACCAGUCAAGUACUUGUGUCAAUGUAAUUAACGAGCUGGCGGAAUCGUUAGCAUGUCAGAUGAAAUGCUUAGUGGCAUUUCUUCCUGUGCUGAGCUCAAACGCUGCCAAGGUCAACUUUGCCUUUCCUCGUUUUGGGGGUCGAUAAAAUAGAGUACCAGUCACAUACUGGAGUUGAUCUAAUCAACUUGUCCCUCCCCCCACUCCACAAAAUUGCUGGCCUUGUGCCAAAAUUUGAAAUUUAUUAUUAUUAUUAUUUUAUUUCCUUUGCUUUUAACUUUAUUUAAUACAAAAAUAAAAAAAACAUUCAAACAGGAA
Messenger RNA from Octopus bimaculoides (California two-spot octopus), 6766 nucleotides. RefSeq lists its product as uncharacterized. Gene Ontology annotation, cellular component: early endosome membrane. Gene Ontology annotation, biological process: endosomal transport. Gene Ontology annotation, molecular function: metal ion binding. The record is from RefSeq and is a predicted model, not a curated record. Lineage: Eukaryota; Metazoa; Mollusca; Cephalopoda; Octopoda; Octopodidae.